AGUGUGCACGGCCCUCAGAGCUCCCCUCGGCGCACAGGGGCGCGGGUACUGACCGCGGGGCCCUCGAGCCGGCCCGGGCUCCGGGCGGCUCCGGGCUCGGGACCAUGGCGCUGCGCGCCCGGGCGCUCUACGACUUCAGGUCGGAGAACCCCGGCGAGAUUUCUCUGCGGGAGCACGAGGUGUUGAGCCUGUGCAGCGAGCAGGACAUCGAGGGCUGGCUCGAAGGGAUCAACAGCCGCGGCGAUCGCGGCCUCUUCCCGGCCUCGUACGUGCAGGUGAUCCGCACGCCCGAGCCCGGCCCUCCGGCCGACGGCGGCCCUGGAGUCCCGGCCCGCUACGCCAACGUGCCACCCGGUGGCUUCGAGCCUCUGCCCGCCGCUCCGCCCGCCGCCUUCCAGCCGCUGCUGCAGCCGCAGGCGCCGCCGAGUUCCUUCCAGCCGUCGGGCGCCGGCUUCCCUUACGGCGGGGGCGCCCUGCAGCCGUCGCCGCAGCAGCUGUACGGCGGCGGCUACCAGGCCAGCCAGGGCAGCGACGAUGACUGGGACGACGAGUGGGACGAUAGCUCCACGGUGGCCGACGAGCCGGGCGCGCUGGGCAGCGGCGCCUACCCCGACCUCGACGGCUCGUCCUCGGCUGGCGGCGGCGCGGCUGGUCGCUACCGCCUGUCCACACGCUCCGAUCUGUCGCUGGGCUCGCGCGGUGGCUCGGCGCCGCCGCAGCAUCAAGCGUCGGGAGCCAAGAGCUCGGCCACGGUGAGCCGCAACCUCAAUCGCUUCUCCACCUUCGUCAAGUCGGGCGGGGAGGCCUUCGUGCUGGGCGAGGCGUCGGGCUUCGUGAAGGAUGGGGACAAGCUGUGCGUGGUGCUGGGGCCCUAUGGCCCCGAGUGGCAGGAGAACCCCUACCCUUUCCAGUGCACCAUCGACGACCCCACCAAGCAGACCAAGUUCAAGGGCAUGAAGAGCUACAUCUCUUACAAGCUGGUGCCCACGCACACCCAGGUGCCCGUGCACAGGCGCUAUAAGCACUUCGACUGGCUGUACGCGCGCCUGGCCGAGAAGUUCCCCGUCAUCUCGGUGCCCCACCUGCCCGAGAAGCAGGCUACCGGGCGCUUCGAGGAGGACUUCAUCUCCAAGCGCAGGAAGGGCCUGAUCUGGUGGAUGAAUCACAUGGCCAGCCACCCAGUGCUGGCGCAGUGCGACGUCUUCCAGCAUUUCCUGACCUGCCCCAGCAGCACGGACGAGAAGGCCUGGAAACAGGGUAAGCGAAAGGCUGAGAAGGAUGAGAUGGUGGGCGCUAACUUCUUCCUCACUCUGAGCACACCCCCUGCCGCCGCCCUGGACCUGCAGGAGGUGGAGAGCAAGAUUGAUGGCUUCAAGUGCUUCACCAAGAAGAUGGACGACAGCGCGCUGCAGCUCAACCACACUGCCAACGAGUUUGCGCGCAAGCAGGUGACUGGCUUCAAGAAGGAGUAUCAGAAGGUGGGCCAGUCCUUCCGAGGCCUCAGCCAAGCCUUUGAGCUGGAUCAGCAGGCCUUCUCGGUGGGUCUGAACCAGGCCAUCGCCUUCACCGGAGAUGCCUACGACGCCAUAGGCGAACUCUUCGCUGAGCAGCCCAGGCAGGACCUGGACCCAGUCAUGGACCUGUUAGCACUGUAUCAGGGGCACCUGGCCAACUUCCCAGACAUCAUCCAUGUUCAGAAAGGAGCUCUUACCAAAGUGAAGGAGAGUAGGCGACAUGUGGAAGAGGGCAAGAUGGAAGUCCAAAAAGCUGACGGCAUCCAAGACCGCUGUAACACGAUUUCUUUCGCCACGUUGGCCGAGAUUCAUCACUUCCAUCAGAUUCGAGUGAGAGACUUUAAAUCACAGAUGCAGCAUUUUUUACAACAACAAAUAAUAUUUUUCCAAAAAGUGACCCAGAAGUUGGAAGAAGCUCUUCACAAAUACGACAGCGUCUAGAGGCUGGACACAGGACUUUGCCCUUGUUUCCAGUCCAAGGAUAGUUUCUGCAGCGGAAUCAAAAGAGCUAUUGCCAACUCUAGGUGGUGGUACAAGGAUGGAUUUGUGUUCCACUGAAACCCAGCUGGAUAUAUAAUUACGUAGGAAAGAAACAGUUAAUAUGGCUAUGUAGCAGAAACAGUACCACACUUUGUAACUAAAUUAUACUAUGUAUGCCUACACUACCAUUAUAACUUUUGGAUAAUGAUUA
Peromyscus eremicus (cactus mouse) is the source of this 2205-nucleotide messenger RNA. RefSeq names its product sorting nexin 18 (gene Snx18). Gene Ontology annotation, cellular component: cytoplasmic vesicle; plasma membrane. NCBI's taxonomy places the organism in Eukaryota, Metazoa, Chordata, Mammalia, Rodentia, Cricetidae. The record is from RefSeq and is a predicted model, not a curated record. Gene Ontology annotation, biological process: protein transport; endocytosis; endosomal transport. The transcript is spliced from 2 exons. The coding region runs from base 105 to 1955 and encodes 616 amino acids. Gene Ontology annotation, molecular function: phosphatidylinositol binding; protein binding.